GCUCUGAGUUGUGGCCAUCAAAUCCAGCUCAUUUCCAACCAAUCCCACUUCCAUUAUCCUUCCUCCUCUAUAUAAAUUCCCACUAAUUUCCUCCUCCUCCACUGAUCUCCUCCUCCGCCAUGGCCUCCGCCGCUCUCCUCCUCCUCCUCCUCCUCCCCUUUGCUCUGUUCUCCGAAACUCUUGCCCAAACUCCGGCCCCCCCUGCCCGAUCUCCGCCUGGGCCAAUCAACAUUACCGGCAUUCUUGCCCAGGGCGGCCAAUUCAACACCUUCAUCCGUUUGCUCAACGAAAGCAGAUUAAUCAUUCAGCUUGAUAAUCAGCUCAACAAUUCUCAAGGAGAAGGAUUGACCAUUCUUGCUCCCACUGAUAAUGGCUUCAACGCCCUUAAAUCCGGCGCCCUCAAUGGCCUCGACGACCAGCAGAAGAGCCAGCUCCUCCUCUACCAUGUCUUACCUAAGUUCUACACCUUGACGGAGCUGCAGACCGUCAGCAACCCGGUGAGGACUCAGGCCGGAGAUUGGGGGUUGAACUUCACCGGCCAAGCGAACUCGAACCAAGUUAAUGUUUCCACCGGCAUCGUCACGGUGCCGAUCAACAACAAGCUUAGAGAGCAAUCUCCAUUGUCCGUUUUUGUCGUAGAGCAAGUUUUGUCGCCCGAGGAACUUUUUGGCAACCACACCGCCGCACCUCCCCCAAAAGCUUCGGCUCCGGAGGCCGAUAAGUCGCCAGUCGACGGGGAAACCCCGCCAAAAUCCGACGCCGCAAACCCACCGACGAAUGACAAGGGUGCGGCUGUGAGAAACAGCGUUGGAUUAGGAUUGGUUUUGAGUUUUGGUUUGAUUGUUAUUAGUGUUCUUUCUUAAGAGUUGAGUUUGAGGAUAAGUGUUUGUUCUUUGUGUGUUUUUUCUUGUCAUAUAUGCUUUUAUUGUUUUUUUAUUGUAAUUUUUCUUACCCAUUCUCUAAAAUUGCAUUAUUAUUUAUUUUCAUAA
Messenger RNA from Benincasa hispida (wax gourd), 989 nucleotides. RefSeq names its product fasciclin-like arabinogalactan protein 6. Gene Ontology annotation, cellular component: plasma membrane. NCBI's taxonomy places the organism in Eukaryota, Viridiplantae, Streptophyta, Magnoliopsida, Cucurbitales, Cucurbitaceae. The record is from RefSeq and is a predicted model, not a curated record. Gene Ontology annotation, biological process: plant-type secondary cell wall biogenesis.